CCAGAUACAAGGACUAACUAGUAACUGUAAAAUAUAGAGAUAACUUGAUAUGGCCACAUUAACACACUAAAUAAAUUCAAUGGUACUUGAAGGGAAUAAUUUUUACUACAAAACCUAUAAAAUGUCAAUACGAGAUGAUAUUUGCCGAUUCUAAGUCCAUCCUGCUAAUACUAUAUGACAAUUUAGUGUAACGAUUUUACGCAGGUUACCACACUGUUAGUCUAUGAAGUGUGAAGUGUGUGAUGUUAGUUUAAAUUUAUUUAUACGCAAAAAUAACCUACGAAAAUUUUGUACACAUAUUUUAUAUUCUUAAUUCGUUUAAUAAACUUACGUACAAUGAAAAAUGCAAUUUAUUUAGAAACCUCUACGUCUCCAGAGGAUUAUUAUCCAAGAAAUAGAAUAAAAAUAUCUUUAGAGUCCUUAAUAACUUAUUCGGUAUAUAAAUUCUGUGUAUCUGAUAUACAAUUGUAUUUUGUACAUAAUAAAAACACACCAGAGUCAGGCUUGGUUGAAAUUAUUUGUGAAAAUAUAGAUUUUGUAGAUUUGAAAAUUGUACCAUGGCAAGUUAAAUCGUGUAUAUACCCUGUUGCUUUUUAUGAUGAUACUAUUAUAACUGGUUUGUGUGCGGUGUGUAGACAUAUAUGUAAGUUCAGAUUGAGUCCUCGUACCUGUCAUGAAUAUGAGGAAGGUCUACUUGCCUUUCGUAGAGGUUGCCUACAAGCUCCCAAUGAAGUAUCUAUAUGGACAAAAUUUUGUGAAGUAGAACUUAUCAACACAGUCAAAGAGUUAUUUAACAUAACUAGCUUAAGGGAGGUACCAAAAAGUUUAGUGAGGUUUGAAAAUCAUUUGAAUAAACCUGUGAGAAUUCACAACAUAUUUAAAGUAGCUAAUGAUUUGAGCAAGGAUAAUUCUAAAAGUAUAGAACAUGUUGACAAAUUCCAAAAAAUGAAAUCACAAAAAGAUUCUAGAAUUUCAAAGCAGCGGAAUUGGAAAUCAAAUGUAAAGGAAGAUCAAACAAAGGUUAAGUGCCUCGGGAGAGAAGAUCUUGAUAUACAUCACCAAUAUGCUGAGGGACCAUUUUUUACUUUAGCUGAUUUGGUAUUACUACCUUCAUACUACAUUGUUUUAAAGUUCUUUGGAGAAAAACUUUUCCAAUCCUUAUUACCACUUUCACAUAAAUGGCUACUAAAUGUGAAAAAUGUAAAAGAAGUUGAUGAUUUGUAUAACUUCUUAAGCACAAUUCAAAUUCAGCCGCUUGAAAUCAGCCAAAUUGAUUUUCCAGAUGUAGAGGAUGUUAGUCUAUAUAAGUCAGAUCCUAAAAGACACAACCCUAAAAAAAGAUUGUUUACCAAACCUGACGACAUAGAGAAAGCAUUAAAUGUUUUAGUAGAGGGUAUGGAACUACUUAUGAGUAAUUUAGAAUUUGAAAAAACAUUUGACUGGGACGACAUACCAGAUGGUGCAAAUCCUGAGGCCGGGCAUUUGCCUGAUGAACGAGUGGAACGGAAAUCACAGCAACUACAGAAUCUAACCCUUGCUGUGCUAGCUAUGGCAAAGGAUGGGGAUCAUAUUGUUGACUUUUGCAGUGGUAGCGGUCAUUUGGGUAUACUGAUUGCACAUCUCUUGCCAAAAUGCACAGUAAUUUUACUUGAAAAUAAAGAGCAGUCUUUAUUAAGAGCUAGAGAAAGAGUUCACAAAAUGGGACUAAGGAAUGUUUACUUUUUCCAAUGCAAUUUGGAUUUCUUUAUCGGAAAAUUUGAUAUUGGCAUUGCAUUACAUGCAUGCGGAAUAGCCAGUGAUUUGGUUUUGGACAAAUGUUUGAGUUCCAAAGCUAAGUUUGUGUUAUGUCCCUGCUGCUAUGGUUCCAUUCACGCUACUGACAGGCUGGUGUAUCCGAGAAGUGCUGCAUUUAAAAGAAUGAGUAUUGAACAAUAUUUAUGCAUCGGUCACACCGCUGAUCAAACGCACAAGGAACAUCCGCUCACAGUAAGAGGAGCGAGAUGUAUGGCGGUUAUUGAUUCUGAUCGAGCCAGGUUAGCCGAGGAACACGGCUAUACGGUAACGCUAUCAAGACUAAAACCACUGUCGUGUACUCCUAAGAAUAAUCUACUUAUUGGUGUUCCUUUAUAAAUAAAUAGGCUAUUGCCGAAUAUAACAGUUUUAUUAUACAAGCACUGCCGUUUUAUAUAAAUUCAUGAUAUCUAUAAUAAAAGUAAACAUCUAAUAGUACAAAACCGAUACACAAUUGUAUCUACUUAACAAUAAUUUUAGAUUUUCUUUUUCAUACUCUACGAAAACCUCUUAGUAAUUUUGUGUUGGUUAUGUAACAAAGUUGCAAUAUGAAAAAAAGCUCUUAAUUAAUUUAUAAUAAGAAAAGACAGCUAUGUAUGCUGUUUUGUAAAAUGCACCUUAAUUAAUUGAGCACUUUUACUUGUUAUAAAACAAUUUUUGAAUAAAGUUAAUCAUAUUGACCAACUAUGAGUAACAUUAACACUUAAGAUCUACUUAGCAGUCACCAACAAAAAAUAUAAUUUCCAAAUAUAUAUUUGCAUCUGGCAAGAUAUUUU
Molecule: messenger RNA, 2567 nt
Organism: Danaus plexippus (monarch butterfly)
Lineage: Eukaryota; Metazoa; Arthropoda; Insecta; Lepidoptera; Nymphalidae
Product: glutathione S-transferase C-terminal domain-containing protein homolog
Exons: 1
Coding region: 337-2130 (597 amino acids)
Source: RefSeq, a predicted model, not a curated record